CGUCGCCAUGGUCCUGCUGUCCCGCGCUUCCGUUUCCGGUGGUGGUGAGGCCCGCAAUCCCCUGAGGGCGCUGAGGUGGCCGGACUGGCCAAACCGGCGCGACUUUCGGAGGCCUGUCGAGGAGCCCUACUGUCCCUUCCUAGGGAAGGGACUGAGGCCCGGGACUGCACCGGCCCGGCUUCACCGCCGGCUGGAGGCCGGGACUGGUGACUGACUAGGCCUGACUAGCUCGGCCACCGGGUGGAACGGAGGGUAGGCAAACCCAGAAGGUGUGGCUAGAGGGAGGGUCUCGGAAACAGUCACUGCGGUCAGAGGCGAAAGGCACGCACAGGGUCCGAGGUUGAGCUUUGAAUGAAAGCAGAGAGCCCGACAGCCCCUGGACCUGCAUGACUCCAGUUCCGGCCUCGGCAGCCGAGACUCUGCGGCAGGAGGAUCGGCUCAUCAAAACUGCGCCACAGAAUCACAAAUCUUUGCUAGCCCGGAACCUGGAAGCACCUGAGGGCGGGUGUUUCCGUUAUAUCACUUCCGCUUCCUGUUUCUAGCCUUAAGUCGGUCCAGGGCUCGCAUUCGAGCUAGAAGUUGUGUCGUCGAUAAGUUCGAGGGGAUUAGAGCUCCAGCCACAAUGAUUGAGGUGGUUUGCAACGACCGUCUGGGAAAGAAAGUCCGCGUCAAGUGCAACACCGAUGACACCAUCGGGGACUUGAAGAAACUGAUAGCGGCCCAAACUGGCACCCGUUGGAAUAAGAUCGUUCUUAAAAAGUGGUACACGAUUUUUAAGGACCACGUGUCUCUGGGAGAUUAUGAAAUCCAUGAUGGGAUGAACCUGGAGCUUUAUUACCAAUAGAUGGGAAUUCCUUCUCCUUAUCUACCCUGCCUUCCUCUCCCACCCUCGUUUGACACUGGUAUAGAUGCCCAUUUUUAAUGAUUCACAUGAAUAAAAACUUCAAUGCUG
Molecule: messenger RNA, 952 nt
Organism: Peromyscus eremicus (cactus mouse)
Lineage: Eukaryota; Metazoa; Chordata; Mammalia; Rodentia; Cricetidae
Gene: Ubl5
Product: ubiquitin like 5
Exons: 7
Coding region: 623-844 (73 amino acids)
Biological process (GO): protein modification process; mRNA splicing, via spliceosome
Cellular component (GO): cytoplasm; nucleus
Molecular function (GO): protein binding; protein tag activity
Source: RefSeq, a predicted model, not a curated record